Molecule: messenger RNA, 1122 nt
Organism: Sinocyclocheilus grahami
Lineage: Eukaryota; Metazoa; Chordata; Actinopteri; Cypriniformes; Cyprinidae
Exons: 3
Coding region: 1-1122 (373 amino acids)
Source: RefSeq, a predicted model, not a curated record
AUGCGAACACUACGUCGGCAUCUUAAACAUCUGAGACUGUACAGACGAAAGAAUCAAACAGAUCUAUUGGAAGUAGCAUUAUUCCUCAUGAAUGAACUAGACCGUUAUGGAAAGCUACAUGGAUAUAAACUACUACAUCUAAAGUGUAUUCAAGCUGGAUUUGUUGUCAGUCAACGUAUAAUUCGCCAUUUAUUAGGCAUCCUGGAUCCCGAUGGAGUACAAAUGAGAAGGAGAAAUCGCUUAAGACGUCGGAUGUAUGUAAAUCCUGGCCCCAAUUUUAUAUGGCACAUGGACUCCUAUGACAAACUGAAACCUUUUGGUAUCUGCAUCAACGGCGCGAUCGAUGGAUUUUAUAGGAUGGUAAUUUGGCUCCAUGCUUAUUCUACUAAUUCUGACCCGAAGGUAAUCGCCAGCUAUUUUAUUAAUGAAGUUGGACAAAGGAUGGGGACACCAGCCAGAAUGAGGUCAGACCUGGGAACAGAGAACUGUUAUGUGGAACAAAUGCAGAAGUUCCUACGCUAUGAUGACCACGACGAAUAUGCAGAAAACUGCUUCAUCUAUGGUUCAAGCAACCACAAUCAGCGCAUUGAGAGCUGGUGGGCAUUCAUGAGAAAACAGCAUGCUCAGUACUGGAUUAAUCGUUUCCAGGAUUUGAAGGAGAAAGAUUACUUCACAGGUGGUUUCCUGGACAAGCAGUUAAUAUUGUUCACCUGUCUGAAUAUCAUUGAAGAAGAGCUGCAACAAGUCCUGCAUUUGUGGAAUACUCACAGAAUUCGUCGUUGCAGAAAUGCUGUGGCUCCCAAUGGCCGUCCUCUCAUGAUGUAUCACCUGCCACAACUUUUUGGAGCAAGAGAUUACCUGAAGCCUGUCUCUCAGGAGGCUGUAGAAGCCUGUAGAGAGGAAUGCCUUCAGAGAGGGCCAUACUCAUGUGAUGAGACAGUUUUUACUUUAUCCUGUCUUCUCAUGGAAGAGAACCAUCUUCAUCCACCCACAACACCUGAUGAAGCGAUUGAAUUGUACCUGUUUCUGAAGGUUUUGUUGUGUUGGCAUGGUGGUCACACCCAAACGAUCCAGAAGAUCCAGCAGUUCAUCUUUGUCAUCUCCAAGGAGAUCUUCUUUUAA